This is a messenger RNA of Chionomys nivalis (European snow vole), 4734 nucleotides long. RefSeq names its product hydroxycarboxylic acid receptor 1 (gene Hcar1). The record is from RefSeq and is a predicted model, not a curated record. The transcript has a single exon. Lineage: Eukaryota; Metazoa; Chordata; Mammalia; Rodentia; Cricetidae. Bases 400 to 1428 code for a protein of 342 amino acids. Gene Ontology annotation, cellular component: membrane. Gene Ontology annotation, biological process: G protein-coupled receptor signaling pathway. Gene Ontology annotation, molecular function: G protein-coupled receptor activity.
UUCUGGGCAGCUCUGAGCACUCUGCAGAGCAGACUGUGAGGAAGAAGCAGAAAAGAAAAAUCCUCUCAGGACUGGAUCCAGCAAUUCCAGGGCAGCACACAUCCCAUCGAACCCCAGAGCUGUACCCCAGAAAUGUUCAUGUGUGGAAAACAGCUUGCACUUCAGAGCCUGGCCCAGCCACAAUCUUCACCCCUGCCGGGGACAUGGAGCUUGUGAUCCAGGCUGAGGAAGAGAAAGGGCCUGCUCCAGGCUUUCGUUUCCUGGCUGAAGUUUCUCUUGUGGGUGCAGCGUCUGCAUCCCAGGGUGAUGAGGUUAAGGGCUCAGCGGCGGUGGGAGUGGUAGUGUUCCGAUAGCCCUUGUGCCGGUCACCCGAGGACAUUCAUCCUCUCUCCGACUGCCAUGGACAACGGGUCGUGCUGUCUCAUUGAGGGAGACCCCAUCUCCAAGGUGAUGCCACCGCUGCUCAUCCUGGCCUUCGUGCUUGGUGCCCUGGGCAACGGUAUAGCACUGUGUGGUUUCUGCUUUCACACGAAGACCUGGAAACCUAGUACUGUUUACCUUUUCAACUUGGCCGUGGCUGAUUUUCUCCUCAUGAUCUCCCUACCCUUGCGGACAGACUACUACCUCAGACGGAGGCACUGGGCCUUUGGGGAUAUUCCCUGUCGCCUGGUGCUCUUCAUGCUGGGCAUGAAUAGGGCGGGGAGCAUUGUCUUUCUCACCGUGGUGGCUGCCGACAGGUAUUUCAAAGUGGUCCACCCCCACCACCCAGUGAAUGCCAUAUCCAACCGGACAGCAGCUGCUGCCGCCUGUGUGCUCUGGACCUUGGUCAUCUUGGGGACUAUGUAUCUUCUCAUGGAGGGCCACCUGUGUGUGCAGGAGACAGGGUCGUCUUGUGAGAGCUUCAUCAUGGAGUCAGCCAACAGAUGGCAUGAUAUCAUGUUCCAGCUGGAGUUCUUCUUGCCCCUAGCCGUCAUUGUGUUUUGCUCCUUUAAAGUUGUCUGGAGCCUCAGACAGAGGCAGCUGGCCAGACAGACUCGGAUGAAAAGGGCCACCCGCUUCAUCAUGGUGGUGGCUGCUGUGUUCAUCACGUGUUACCUGCCCAGCGUGUUGGCCAGGCUCUAUUUCCUCUGGACAGUGCCCUCCAGUGCCUGUGACCCCUCCGUCCACACAGCCCUCCACGUCACCCUCAGUUUCACCUACCUGAACAGCAUGCUGGACCCUCUCAUCUACUAUUUCUCAAGCCCCUCAUUCCCCAAGUUCUAUACCAGUCUCAACAUCUGCAGUUUGAGACCCAAACGCCCAGGACGCUUGAAGACACAGGGGUCAGAAGAGAUGCCAAUUUCCACCCUCUGUUGUAAGAGCUCCGUCGAUGGGGCAAAUAGCUCCCAAAGGCCGUCAGAGGGGCAGUGGGAUCUCCAAGUGUGUUGAAUGGCGUUAAGGCAAACGGCCCAAACACACGGCAGAGGGAUGGGCAACUGUGAGUUAAAUGGGUGGGGACUUCAAAAAUGCCACCGCUGUUUCUCAGCUGUAUCUUUCUCUCACUCAGGUGGAAAUGAAUUCCAUGUCAUUCUGCCUUUUCCAGAAGGGUCCAGUUGCUUGAAGUGAGUUGUGUUUAAAUAUUCUGAUUGCUAUGGUAAGAGGAUGGCACAUGUGUGUGUGUGCAUGUGUGUACGCGCGUGUGUGUGAGAAGGAAAGCAUGUGUUGGGUCAGGAACUGCUCAGAGCCUCUGUCACUUUACAUGGCUGAGAAUAUGGUCUUGCUCUUGCUCUGAGAAAGUUAAUGAACUUGAUAACUUGUCAGUAUUUUCUGGACUGAAAAAAAAAUUGAACCUGGACUGGGUAGAUACACUUCUGUCCAGCUGAGUGAGACCCUUUACACGGGGAUGCUGGGUCCUGGCUGUGUUUCAUCUUCCCUGGGGAGCCUCCGUAUGUUUCCUUUCCAGUGUUUGAACUUCUAGGUAGCCCAGGAGGACAGCAAAAAGAAUCUGCCCUAACCUUCCAGGCUAGGCUCUGCUGAUUUUAGGUGGUUUGGUUUUGCUUGUUUGUUUGCUUUUCAAAGAAGAUGCUGAGGUUUAGUUCCUCUAGGGGAAGCUGAGAGCCAGGGAUCCUUAUUGGUAUUUGGGGUGUGCUAGUUCAUGUAUGGCCGUUUUUGACUGCUAGAUGCACAAGUAUGAGUUUAAAUCAUUCAUUCAUUCAUUCAUUCAUUCUCAAGUCCUUGUUGAAUUCAGAUUGUGCGGCCCAGCUCUAUCCUGUAUCCCCAUCUGUUUUGUCUUUGGUGUUGGGCAUUGAACUUGGGGCCUUACAAGGCUUAGGCGAGCACUCACCACUGAACUCAGUUCUCAACCCCUUGCUCCCGUUUAGCUGGAGCGUUGUUUGCCAACCCUUGGGAGACUGUGAAGUUCUAGGAGGCAGCCAGAGACAUUCCAUCUCGGCUCCCUUUUGGUGAACAGUGUCAUCAGGAUCGCCUCCUGUUGUGGCCUCCCUCUGCUCUCUGUUCCCUAGGUACUGCCCGGAACUCUCACCACUAGACGCUUUGUGAAGCGCAGGCGGCUCCUGUCCCAGAGGAAGGAAAACAGAUCCCUUGUCAAGUUCAGCUCCUCUUCCAAAGGGGUGACAGUCAUCAGCCAUCCUUCUGUUUGCACUUUCUCCGAUUCCCAGAGCUUUCUCCCCCAGGCAGGGACCUUGACAACUUUUAUGUCUUUAGCCCAAGACACUCCUCUAGGCUCUCCACACGGUUUCCCUUGCCAGAAGCGGUGUACAGCCUGGUAGCCAAAACCAUGGUCUGACUACAGGGCCGGCAAGAUGGCUCAACGGGUUAAGGAGCCUGCUGCCAAGAUGCCAACCUGAGUAUCCCUGGGACCCAUUGGUGGAUGGAGAAAACAGACUCCCAAAGGUUGUUCUCUGGCCUACGCCACACACACACACACACACACACACACACACACACAAUUAAUUAAUUAAUUAAUUAAUGUGAUAACAAUUGUAUUGGUUGCACAGUCAAGUGGGUCUCAGUUUGAAUCCUAGCUCAAACAUUUAUUAGACAAGCACUCUUAGGGAAGAGUUUAUAUAACCACAUUCAGUUUUGGUUUCUCCAUUUGUCCAAGAGGAGUAAUAGUGCCUCCAAAGGGUUAGGGCAAAGCCAAUGAGUAUAUAAUCUUGACAUAUAAGGACUUUGUUUCACACUUUCGUCCCAAGUGCCUAGAAGGAGACUACCUGCUUAUAACAGAUGUAAAUAAAUGCUUGUUGAAUGACUGCGUGCACGUAAAGAAUGAGACCCUACAUCUGGCUACGAGUUUUCAAAGAUGACUUAACGACAUCACAUGUGGUUUGUGGUUGUUUUUAAGCUCAGAGGGUAGGUAGUUUUUAUUCAAGUUUAAAAGAAAAACUCCAGGGCAGGCAAGCUGUAAAUCUCAGCAGAUUGAGAAGGAAGACAGAGAGGGGGAAGAGAGAAAGCCGCUGUCUUUUCUCAGUAGUCACAGAGUGUAUGUUCGGUCCCACAGUGGGGAGGAGGGUUUCAGAUAAAGAAUGGAAAAGCCCAGAGUGCCAACGACAGGAUGCAUAGGCUCUAGAGAGAUUGAAAGAAAGAGACAGAAAAGGAAAAGGGAACUUUAUGUAAGCCGGGACUCAGAACCUCAUGGUGACCCUGCAGUGCCUGACACAUGAGCACACGGCACACAGAGAGUCCAUAGAAAGAAGCGGACACACGAGAGUCAAGCGUCCCUAAGCAGCUACUCUGUUGUUACUGCCUGACUUCUGCUUCCUAGGAAAGAGUCAAGCCAGGAAGUCCUACCAGCAUCAAAUCAAGGACCACAUAUCCUCUUUGUCUUUUAUUUUAUUUUCUUCACACUAUAAUUAUUAUUAUUAUUAUUACUAUUAUUUUGUUUUUGAAACAGGGGUUCACUACAUAACCCUGGCCUGGAACUUGCUGGUCUUUUGGGGUUUUUUUGUUUUGUUUUUUGAGACAGAGUUUCUCUGUGUAACCCUGGCUAUCCUGGAACUCAGUAUGUAAACCAGGCUAUGCUUGAACUCAGAGAUCUGCCUGCCUUGGCCUCCUGAAUGCUGGAAUUAAAGGUGUGUGCUGCCACCACCCAGCUAACUUGCUGGUCUUGAACUUGAGAUCUACUGGCCUCUGCCACAUGAUAGAAAUCUGUGGAAACUGGCUCAGGGGCUAUUUCAGUAAGUGAAAAGCUUACCACACAGUCCCAAGGACCUGAGUUCAGUCAUAGAACUCAUAGGGUAGCACAAGUUUGUAAUCCCAGAGUUGGGGAGGCAGAGACAGAAGACAGGAGAGGCUCACUGGCCAGACUAGCUGAAUGGGUAAGCCCGAGGACUCAGUGAGAGACUGUCUCCAAAACAAAGCAAACAGGCAAACAUGGUAGGGGCUGACGUGAUCACUCAGUGGGUGAAGACCCUCACCACCAAGGCCUGAACGUGAUCCAGCCAGGAACUUGGGCGGCGGAAGGAGAGAGCUGACCCCUGCAGUGUGUCUCUGACCUCCUCUUGUGUGUUCACACAUGCGUGUGCACACAAGAGCAUACACAUACACUAAACAAACACUUUUUUAACGUCCCUCCUGAGGAAUGACCCCAGAGGUUGGUCUCUGGCCUCCACCUCCACUCGAUUGAGAGUGCACACACUUAUCCUACCUGCAAAAAUAAACAGAAAUCUGUGAAAACCCCUGCUUUUAACUCUACCCUUGGGCGCAAUGUUUCACUCCUUUGUUGCUUGAUCUUAA